This is a messenger RNA of Daldinia vernicosa, 1751 nucleotides long. Its product is annotated as salicylate hydroxylase. The transcript is spliced from 3 exons. Gene Ontology annotation, biological process: secondary metabolite biosynthetic process. Bases 253 to 1515 code for a protein of 420 amino acids. Lineage: Eukaryota; Fungi; Ascomycota; Sordariomycetes; Xylariales; Hypoxylaceae. Gene Ontology annotation, molecular function: FAD binding. The record is from RefSeq and is a predicted model, not a curated record.
CCCUAAUUAAUUGAGAACAGGUACAUGGCGGUCGUUGUCUUAUAUGCCUAGGUACCUAAGUACCUACCUGUAUCUAAUGUAUACCUACCUAUCCUUAAUCCAACAUAACGAGCCUGUACUACUGCCCUACAUCACUGAUAUAAAUCUCAUCCAGCCCUUCCUAAAGCUCAACGGGAUACCUUUACCUAUACCACUUUAUACCCAUACUCAUACGCUGAACACUAAAUACUCCCAUUCUCGGAUUACGAAGCAAUGUCGCAGCCUCACAUCCGUGUAGCCAUCAUCGGCGGUGGUCUCGCCGGAGCUACGCUUGCUAAUGCACUCAUCAAGGUGCCGCAUCUAGAUCUUGACCUCUACGAAUCUUCACCUGAGUUAUCGGAACGUGGCGCUGCUGUUGGUCUUACCUCAAAUGCUCAACGAGCUUUGGAUCAGAUACUUCCAUCGAUGAGGCAGAGCCUGAACAAAGCUGGUGCUGUUCUGAUGAACUCCUCUCGCAUUGUUCUGGGAUCAGGGCCAGAUGCAGGGACUCUCGUUUUUGAUCUCGCAGGUGCUGGAGAUCCCGGUGUCGUGGUACAUCGUGCUUCGCUAAUGCGCGAAAUUAUCGCGCCGCUCCCUGAAGAGAUUAUACAUACAAGUCACGAGCUUUCUGAGAUACGUACUGAGGGAGACGAGCUAGAAAUUAUCUUCCAAAAUGGCUCCGUGAAACGCUUCGACGCAAUCAUUGGUGCGGAUGGAAUAUUCAGCAAGGUCCGUAACUAUGUAGUGGGCAACUUCAGCGAGCACCAAGCAUCACCUGCCGGCUUCUGGGACUGCCGACUUCUAAUUCCAUUUGAAAAAGCACGCAGUGUUAUCGGGGACCAGUUCUUUGAGCUGGACCGACAAUAUGGAUGGAUUGGUGACAAUGCAUUCAUCAUGCACGACGUCCUAGACAAUAGAACCAUGGUCCAGGUCGUGGUAUCAGCAAUCGAAAAGGACCCUCCGAACGACAGGAAACGACCACUAACUAAAGAGUUGCUUAUUGAAACGUCGAGUAACUGGCUUGAAGGUCCCAUCGCAAAAGGGGUGAUCGAUUUACUCCUUGAACCAGGUGAUCUUAAGGCCUACUCUCAGUGGGAGCAGAAAUCGACGCCCACCUACUCUAAGGGAAACGUCUGUCUCCUCGGUGACGCUGCACAUGCAACUACCCCAUGGCAGGGCUCUGGUGCCGGUCUCGCUAUCGAGGAUGCGAUGAUCCUGGGUCACCUUCUAUCUCACAUCAAAACCAGGGACGAACUCAACGCCGCUUUCAAGGCGUACGAUGCCGUCAGAAGACCACGAGGUCAACAGGUGAUCGACUCUAGCCGGGGAACGGGUCAGAUCUUUUGCGGGCAGAAUCAGGAGAUCGGCCUAGAUCCAGACAAGCUGAGAGAGCUCUUACCCGGCAGAUGGGGUUUCAUUAUGUCUCUUGAUGUCCAUCAGCACAAGCAAGACGCCCUCGAGGCGAUGCAGGCUAUUCUAAAAACAGAUGUGGAGUAAAUGAUACACGCCCGACAGCAUGAAACGUAAUUGGGUAGUAUUCCUUUACAGUUUGGCUAUAGGUAGUGAGGUCGACAGAUAUUGGACAUGAUUAACUCAUAUGCUAUGCUACCUGUAAUCUAUACCUAGGUAUGUUCGUAUAUUUCUGCUUAAAUGUGAUGAAGUCACGCUUUUGGCCGAAUCAAAUGUCGCGAGCACGUAGCAGCGGAACAAGAAUUUGUCAAUUUGAGCAUGGC